This is a messenger RNA of Lolium rigidum, 1255 nucleotides long. RefSeq lists its product as uncharacterized. The transcript is spliced from 7 exons. The coding region runs from base 1 to 1017 and encodes 338 amino acids. The record is from RefSeq and is a predicted model, not a curated record. Lineage: Eukaryota; Viridiplantae; Streptophyta; Magnoliopsida; Poales; Poaceae.
AUGUCGCCGUCGCCGUCCCUCCUGCUUGCCUCCACUACCAGGUCCUCCCGCUCGCCGGCGCCUCCUCCCCAGCCGCGCUGGUCCGCGCCCCCGCUCGUCUCCUUCCCCGCGAGCCGCACCCGCCUCGUCGGCCUCCGUCUCGCGCGCGCGGCCGGCCCCAACGGCGCCAACGGCGCCGCCUCUGCCUCCCCCGGGGAUGGCGGCGCCGGCAACGGUCUGCCGAAGAACCGGAGGGAUAUUCUCCUGGAAUACGUACGAAGUGUCCAACCAGAGUUUAUGGAGCUCUUUGUGAAAAGAGCCCCAACACAGGUUGUCGAUGCCAUGCGCCAUACGGUGACUAAUAUGGUUGGGACUCUUCCGCCUCAGUUUUUUGCUGUAACUGUCACAACGGUUGCUGAAAAUCUGGCUCAGCUUAUGUACAGUGUUUUGAUGACUGGAUACAUGUUCAGGAAUGCGCAGUACCGUCUGGAGUUGCAACAGAGUUUGGAGCAGAUUGCUCUUCCUGAACCGAAAGAAGAAAAGGGUUCAGAAGAUUACGCUCCUGGAACCCAGAAAAAGGUAAGUGGGGAAGUGAUCCGAUGGAACAAGGCGACAGGACCAGAAAAAAUCGAUGCUGUGAAAUAUAUUGAGUUGCUCGAAGCGGAAAUCGAUGAACUGAGCCGUCAAGUCGCUAGGAAAUCGUCUCAAGGGAGCAAUGAAAUCUUGGAAUAUCUAAAAACUCUAGAACCACAGAAUUUGAAGGAACUUGCGAGCAGUGCAGGCGAGGACGUCGUAUUUGCCAUGAACGCGUUCAUAAAGCGCCUUUUGGCUGUCUCAGACCCCAAGCAGAUGAAGACAGCGGUCACGGAGACGAGCGGCAGCCAGCUGGCGAACCUGCUGUUCUGGCUGAUGAUUGUCGGGUACAGCAUGCGCAACAUCGAGGUCCGGUUCGACAUGGAGAGGGUGCUAGGCGCUGCCCCGAAGAUCGGCGGUGAGCUGCCACCUCCACCCAGUGGAGACGGCACACCAACGCAAUAGCAAGCUAGAGCCCGCAGAGUCUGGGUGGAGAUAUGAGUAGGUUGAGAGCUUUUUUUGGUGUAUUGAUGGAGAUUCCUUGCUUUGUUUUAGAGAUUGACACUGGCCCGAGGACAGAAAGUUUACUACUACACAUAUUUUUGGGGUAUGCACACACUAGUGGAAACAACAAAUGUUGUCCAAUUGUAUUUUACAACUAGAAUAUUUGUCUUUAAUAAAGUUGAAAUUUGGAACCAACAAA